Molecule: messenger RNA, 3043 nt
Organism: Dalotia coriaria
Lineage: Eukaryota; Metazoa; Arthropoda; Insecta; Coleoptera; Staphylinidae
Gene: PQBP1
Product: poly-glutamine tract binding protein 1
Exons: 2
Coding region: 153-896 (247 amino acids)
Molecular function (GO): protein binding
Source: RefSeq, a predicted model, not a curated record
GGUGUGUAUUGCCUCAUUUGUUGUGAGUAGCAGUAGUUGUGAGUGAUUGUGUUUCGAGUUUUGUUUGUUUCCCAUCAAAUUCAUAGCACAUAGCGUUAAGACCUCAGUUCAAAACAACGUUCUUAGUGCUAUUUAAAAGCAAGUAACCUACAAUGCCUCUACCUCCGGCUCUAGCUGCAAAGCUAGCUAAACGAGGCCUUGUAGCUCAACACCCAGAAAAACGCGAACGUGAAACUAAAGAAACGAAAGUAGCAUCAUGCUGCCCAAACAAAUAUAAUAUAUAUCAUGACUGCACAACAUGGUGUCAAGUGCACUGGAAAGUACAAUCGUCACCUGAACCAAGAUACUUAAAAAAUAUUAGAAAACUACUGGAGAAAUAUCCACUUCCAAAAAACUGCACUGAGCAGUUUGACACAGGUAUAGGAAGGUAUUACUAUUGGAACAUGGAAAAGAAUCUAGUCUCAUGGCUGCCACCAACUCAUCCCAAGGCUGUCCUCACAGAGUCUGCAUCUAAACUUCGUUCAAGAUUAAAGGAAGAAGAGGCAUUUGAUAAAGAAAGCAGAGAGAGAAAUAGGGAUCGUGAACGUCGCGAUGACAUAAAUAGAGAUCGUAUAAAAGACAGGAGCAGAGAUGAUGACAGAAGGUCCAAACAUGAUGAUAGAAGUGAAGGAAAGAAAAAACGGUUCAAGCUCUCAGAAAAGUUGGAUCCAAUGGAUCCUGCAGCAUAUUCAGACAUUCCUAGGGGAUCAUGGAGUGAUGGUUUGGAGAGUAACAAGAGUAAGGCUGAUUCAACUGCAUCAGGGGCAUUAUUUCAACAGAGACCAUAUCCAUCACCUGGUGACAUUUUGGAAGCUAACAAGUCCAAGGGAUCAAAGAACUCAAACAAAUAUGACUAAUAAACAUAAAACAAAAAUACUGUUUAGUUUAAACUAAUCUAUCUAUUUAAAAUAUUAGCUUGCUUUUCUGUUGCAAUCUAUCAAAAAUAAUUUUGUGACUUAACUACCAAAUCAAGUUGGAAAACUAUAAUAAGUCUUGUAAAAAGAAAUCAGUUGAGUGUAUUUGCAAUAGUUGUUGGGUUGAAAAUUGCUAUUCAUAUUGUUUUCACUUACACGUAAAUCGCAGUCGCAGUCACUUCUGUUGCUCAUUUUAAACUUAUAAUAGCUGGGUUGCAUAGGUUCGUUCUUCCACUUUUCUUUACGACUUGACCCUUUAACAUUCGGUGCAGACGUUGUAACAUUUCCACAAGUUCCAUUAUUCGCUGUACAACUCGCCUCGGUAGUGGUUGUCCCAGUUGGCAGUAAAGUGGUCGCAGUGGAAUUGCUUAAAACCGUCGCAAGCGUCGUGACUUUCGGACUAGAAGUUGUUGCAAUUGUACUAACAACACUGCUACAUAUGGGUGCGCUCAACCACCCAAGACAAACGAGCAAUAUCAACGCUUUCAUGUUCAUCUACGAUUAUCAGUUAAUACGAUAAAUGUAGAUGCGUCACUUGUAUUCAAUCCCAAACUUGUGAAAAUUUCUGAAGACUACGUUCAAAUCGAAAGUCACUACGCCCAUCGCUUCGGUGUUCAAUUUAUACCGAUCAUUUGUAGAAAAAAUUAAAUCUGGAUAUUUCAGUUGAGGUCCUCCACCGAGAAAGUACUGCACAAAGCGUUCUUUGAUAUUGCCAAACGGACGCCAAGUAUAGCAGUGCAAAAUGUGACUUCCUGUGGUGGUUGGAAUGGUAACGAAGCCGUAGCCGAAUAGGUGACACCUCCCAAGCCAGUCCAAGUGAUAAACUUGAAUGUAGAUCUUCGGCCAACCUUGCAAUCCAGUGGUGACUAAAUGCACGUCGAUCGGAAAUGUCCAACGGCAGGUGUUUUCAAACAAAGAGCUUGUCACCUGCGUUUGACCCUCCGCUUUUCCUGAUAUCAGCUUCCAGUUUGAUCCUGAUUUAAGUUGAUUUUUGUUAUAUUACGUAAUUUGAAUUAAUUGAUUGUGUCAUAUACCUACCGCAAUGUAAGUUCCACUUGCAAAAGAGGCUUUGAAUCGGAAAAUCUUUAGCGCUAGUUAUUUCGCCAAUAAUAUACACUUCAGCCAUUGAAGUUCUCUCAGGACCCACCGAAAAAGCUUAUACCACGAUGGAGAAGGUUUAUUGUUGACGCGUAAUAAAUACAAACAUUUUGCUUGGUAACGGGCGCAAUUGCAUACAAACAAAUAGUGCACGAUACUAAUAGUAUAAAAUGUGAGCACACGAGAUGGUACAAAGGGUGGCUAUUUUUUUCAUACAAGUUUACCUUGUUUUAGUACAGCUAUUCAAUGCUACAAAAAGACAUUAAAUAAUCUAAUGCGGCAUUCUAAGAAAUAUUGAGCAUUUGGCUUUUUAAGAUAUUAAUUGCCAAAAAUUAAAAUUUAAACUCUAGGAGUCUAAUAAAAAUUAAUGCAGAUGCAAAGAGCAGGCCUUGUGGCAUGCCAUGCUUUACCAUACAAAAUUUUGAAUUUUCUUGUCCGCAUUUAAAUCAUUUAGUUAACUGUAGUCUAACCUUACAUUUUGUGUGUCUAACUCAUGUUUGAAUUGCAUUUUUCGUAUUAAUAUAUUAUUUAACAAUGAAAAGUAAGCAAGAAUUAUACAAAAACACGAUUCAGGUUCAACAACUGACCAGCAUAAAACAGCAAAUACAACAAAAUCUAGAACAAUUAAACAAUGCCCUUAUAUCUAAUGAUUUAUUAUUUCUACAACUAACUACUUUGGCAAAAAAUGAUACAAAUCAAAAAGAUGCCCCAAUACAGUUAAGGAAUGAACCAGUUAAUAGUAAAUCUGUAGAUAAUUUUGGGGUAAUCAACGCAAUUCAACUAGACUUGGGAGAAUCGGCAAAAUCUAGGAGAGUUCCAACCACAAAUAUGGAUGAGGAAGAUGACACAGAGGAUGAAGAUGAUGAUUGACUUGCUUGUGUUUGUAUUCACUGUUGUCAUGGUAAUUCAAAUAUAACAUAAAGUGUAAUAUCAGUACAUAUUUUAUCAAAUAAUAUCUGAAAAUGUCUAAAGUAAAGACUGGGCAAUUCAAA